CUAGUUUCUGUAUCAACAACUUUAGUAUUAUUCUCAUACUGGCAUGAAUGUGGGACAGCACAUUACGUGAAGAUGGAUAUGACAUUGCAAAAUAUAUCAUUUUUCAGUGUGAUUUAUAUCUCAUGGUGUCUAAUAUCGCUGAUUUACAGGAGGGAACCAAGAUUGGAAAACCCAAUCUGGGCAUCUCAGCCUUCCUCAAUCCUUUAUUCCUGUGCUUUUGCUGUUUGAUUAUUGGCUCCCCGUUUUCAGUUGGUUUUCCAGGUUCUUCAUCUCCAGCGAAUUACUUUCUUAGGCCGAGGCAUUGCAAGUUGAAGUCUCACGGAGUUCCUGGCUGGCAAGAAAAAAAAAUGUGAAAUUUGCUUAAAGACUGAGUGCAAAUUUUUUUUUUUUUGAGUUGUCUAAAAUUUACCUAUAAUUAUAUAUAAAAGACAUGGAAUUAAUAAUACAUAAAUUGCACACCUUCAAAAAGACUAGACUCUUAAAUAUUUUAAUAAAUUUUUUUCAGCUAACAAUAGAAGGU
Molecule: messenger RNA, 520 nt
Organism: Neltuma alba
Lineage: Eukaryota; Viridiplantae; Streptophyta; Magnoliopsida; Fabales; Fabaceae
Exons: 3
Coding region: 48-353 (101 amino acids)
Source: RefSeq, a predicted model, not a curated record